Messenger RNA from Vicugna pacos (alpaca), 2490 nucleotides. RefSeq names its product phosphoenolpyruvate carboxykinase 1 (gene PCK1). Lineage: Eukaryota; Metazoa; Chordata; Mammalia; Artiodactyla; Camelidae. Gene Ontology annotation, biological process: response to starvation; propionate catabolic process; cellular response to glucose stimulus. Gene Ontology annotation, cellular component: cytosol. Gene Ontology annotation, molecular function: manganese ion binding; phosphoenolpyruvate carboxykinase (GTP) activity; GTP binding. The record is from RefSeq and is a predicted model, not a curated record.
GAACCCCAGCCAGCCCCUCAGCACAGCCCUGCAGAGAUGCCUCCUCAGAUCUCAGACGGCCACAGCUACUCAGCCAAAGUCAUCCAGGGCUCCCUCGAGAGCCUGCAGGCCGUGAGGGAUUUCGUGGAGAGCAGCGCCAAGCUGUGUCAGCCUGACCAGAUCCACAUCUGCGAUGGCUCCGAAGAGGAGAACCAGCAGCUGCUGGGCCGCAUGGAGGAAGAGGGUGUCAUCAAGAGGCUGAAGAAGUACGACAACUGCUGGUUGGCUCUCACCGACCCCAGGGAUGUGGCCAGAAUUGAAAGCAAGACUGUCAUUAUUACUCAAGAGCAAAGAGAUACGGUGCCCAUCCCCAAAACUGGCGUCAGCCAGCUGGGUCGCUGGAUGUCCAAGGAGGACUUUGAGAAGGCGUUUAAUGCCCGGUUCCCAGGGUGCAUGAAAGGUCGCACCAUGUAUGUCAUCCCGUUCAGCAUGGGGCCGCUGGGCUCGCCUCUGUCCAAGAUCGGCAUCCAGCUGACCGACUCGCCCUACGUGGUGGCCAGCAUGCGCAUCAUGACGCGAAUGGGCGCGCCUGUCCUGGAAGCGCUGGGUGAUGGAGAGUUCGUCAAGUGCCUCCACUCUGUGGGCUGCCCUUUGCCUUUAAAAAAGCCUUUGGUUAACAACUGGGCCUGUAACCCAGAGCUGACGCUCAUCGCCCAUCUGCCCGACCGCAGAGAGAUCAUCUCCUUCGGGAGUGGGUACGGUGGGAACUCACUCCUUGGGAAGAAGUGCUUUGCCCUCCGGAUAGCCAGCCGGCUGGCCAAGGAGGAGGGGUGGCUGGCAGAGCACAUGCUGAUUCUGGGCAUAACCAACCCCCAGGGCCAGAAGAAGUACUUGGCCGCUGCGUUUCCCAGUGCCUGCGGGAAGACCAACCUGGCCAUGAUGAACCCCACCCUCCCGGGGUGGAAAGUAGAGUGUGUGGGUGAUGACAUCGCCUGGAUGAAGUUUGACUCACAAGGGAACUUACGGGCUAUCAACCCAGAGAAUGGGUUUUUUGGCGUCGCUCCUGGAACCUCUGUGAAGACAAACCCCAACGCCAUUAAGACCAUCCAGAGGAACACCAUCUUCACCAACGUGGCCCAGACCAGCGAUGGCGGCGUUUACUGGGAAGGCAUCGACCAGCCACUGGCCUCGGGCGUCAGGCUCACUUCGUGGAAGAACAAGGAGUGGAGCCCGGAGGAUGGGGAGCCUUGCGCCCACCCCAACUCGCGCUUCUGCACCCCUGCCAGCCAGUGCCCCAUCAUCGACCCAGCCUGGGAGUCUCCGGAAGGCGUGCCCAUCGAGGGCAUCAUCUUCGGAGGGCGCCGACCUACAGGUGUCCCUCUGGUCUAUGAAGCUCUCAGCUGGCAGCAUGGAGUGUUUGUGGGGGCGGCCAUGAGGUCGGAGGCCACGGCAGCUGCAGAGCACAAGGGCAAAGUCAUCAUGCACGACCCCUUCGCCAUGCGGCCCUUCUUUGGCUACAACUUUGGCCACUACCUGACCCACUGGCUCAGCAUGGCCCAGCGCCCAGCAGCCAAGCUGCCCAAGAUCUUCCACGUCAACUGGUUCCGGAAGGACAAGGACGGCAGGUUCCUGUGGCCGGGCUUCGGCGAGAACUCCCGGGUGCUGGAGUGGAUGUUCAAUCGCAUCAACGGGGAAGGCGGCGCCAGGCCCACUCCCAUCGGCUACGUCCCCGCGGAAGGCGCCCUGGAUCUGCGGGGCCUGGGGGAUGUCAACGUGAAGGAGCUCUUCCACAUCUCCAAGGAGUUCUGGGAGGAGGAGGUAGAAGAGAUCCAGAAGUACUUGGAGGAGCAAGUGAAUGCUGACCUCCCCCACGAGAUCAAGAGCCAGGUCCUGGCCCUGAAGCAAAGGAUCAGCCAGAUGUAAUUGGACCCCACGGCCUUCAGUCCUCCCCUUUCCGGUCCCUAAGAUGUCCCAGCCGCGCGAGAGACUGGCACUUCCUGAAUUCUCACCGCCUGCAGCACUGUAAUGAUCACACCCGUGAGCUGACCUGAAAGACACACCCUAAUUUUUCAGAUACGAUGACAGAGCACAGGCUAGUGGGGAGCACAGGAUAAUGAGGUGGGAUGGGGAAAUCUCAGCACGGCUCCAGGGUUCACUAUCCAGCACACAUUCGUUCAACCUAAGGACACUCAGGCAGAGCGUCUUUUCCGUUUUUCCUCUGUAGCUGUAUCAUUUCGCCAGAAUGCACAGAAAAAAAAGUACUUGAGCUGUAUAUAGGUGUAUGUGUGCGUGUAUCUAUGUACUGUUGUCUGAAACAUAUUUAAUACCUUUGGAGAAAUCUUGGGCAAGAUUACCUACUAGUUGUUGCUAGAAAGCAAUGCUGCUUUGUUAUUAACAUGCGUGUUUAAAUUAUUUUUAUAUCCCUGGUUCCUUACCUUCACAUAAUUUCAACUUUCCUCCUUACCAAUUUCAGGGGAAAAAAAUCACAAAAUAAACUUUUAUAGAAAAGGU